AUGACCAAGUUCCCGGUCCGCGUCAACGGCUUCUCCGACUUCUGUGACUCGUACAGCCUCGAUCAGAAGGGCGACGUGCUCCAGGUCUCGGGCAACUGCGCGCCCGACCCCAGAGGCGCCCAGAAGAUGGGAGCCGCCUUGUUUGCCUCACACAUAAACAUUGACCAGUGUCUGUACAACGACAAUGGCAACUUGGUCCCGAGGGCGCACGGCGGCGCAUUGAGUAGUUGCAACUGUGAUGUGGGCUUUUACCUGUGUGACACGUGCAACCGCACCAGCCUGCAGUGCUCGUGUCUGAAUGCAAGCGCCACUGACCGAAAGGUCACUCUGAUGGAUAUGAAUGAAUUCCUCGGUAUCGGACUGGACGAACAGGGCCGCUUGGUGCUGUACUGCGAUGGAGUCUACGGAGAUUGGGUCAAUUGCGUGAAGAACGGGGCUGGGACAGAGUGUCCGUCUCUCCUUCGUUAA
This is a messenger RNA of Diaporthe batatas, 468 nucleotides long. RefSeq lists its product as uncharacterized. The coding region runs from base 1 to 468 and encodes 155 amino acids. The record is from RefSeq and is a predicted model, not a curated record. The transcript is spliced from 3 exons. NCBI's taxonomy places the organism in Eukaryota, Fungi, Ascomycota, Sordariomycetes, Diaporthales, Diaporthaceae.